GUCCUUUCAAACUCCGCCGUUCCAGGUUUCGCGCUCCCGGAUCGCGUCAUUGCACGUGAUGUUGACCUUUUGUUGAUGCAAAUUCCGACUCCCUUUCUCUCGUUCUUUCCAUCACCAUCGUUCCUCAGUUCUUCAUCGAUACUCCACGAAAAAGUCUGUGAUAAUUCUCCAAUCAAUUCAAGUCCUUCUGAUGGUGUUCUUUCUGUCCUAGGUGCCUCUAUUCAUUCACUUCUAGCUCAUGGCCAGGGAGAACGGUGUUGCGGUUGAAUAUUUCUUCGAGUAUGUGGACCGUAGAUUUAUCUCUUCUAUUGUUACUGACUACACUUCUCUAUUUGCCUCAGAACUCGACCACAUUGACAUUCUCUCCACCCCCAGCUAUGGCAGCUGUGCGACAAUCCCGUGUACGGUGUGAGUUCCUUGUAGACUUUGCUUCAAGAUUAUUUCUAUGUUCUAGGACUCGUUGGUGCCUUUGCGAUAUCUGUUUAGGGAUGGAGGACAUUCCCGCAGUCAAGGUGAGUCAAGACUGCCGGCUACUUUCGAUGCAAUGAUUUGUUUUGACGCUGCAGCCACUCGCUCAUUAAUACCCCUGCCGUGACGA
This is a messenger RNA of Desarmillaria tabescens, 598 nucleotides long. RefSeq lists its product as uncharacterized. The record is from RefSeq and is a predicted model, not a curated record. NCBI's taxonomy places the organism in Eukaryota, Fungi, Basidiomycota, Agaricomycetes, Agaricales, Physalacriaceae. The transcript has a single exon. The coding region runs from base 282 to 548 and encodes 88 amino acids.